ACCACCACAAAAGCUUCCCAAAUCGCAUGCUCUCAGGCGGGGCAGUGGCUUAUGACAGUAUGUGCCCCUCCGUCUUCCUCCUAUGGCUUGUCACUAUUCCUGUCCUCGCCCACUCUGCUCUAGCUUCUAUCUCUCUAGGGUAUUAUUUAGACUGUGGGGGCACGAAAGAGGUAACGGUAGACAAUCUCAAAUACAUUCCUGAUGGAAGCUACAUCAAGGUGGGAAACACCACCCCCAUCAACAAACCAGACUUGUUGCCCAUACUGUCCACGUUGCGUUACUUUUCGGACACAUCGGCUAGAAAAUAUUGCUAUUCAUUUCCCGUCUUCAAGGGCGGAAAAUACCUCGUUAAGACCAUGUACUACUAUGGAGGUUUUGAUGGAGGGAAGCAGCCUCCGGUGUUUGAUCAAAUCGUUGAAGGGACCAAAUGGGGCGUUGUGAACACGACAGAGGACUAUGCCAAAGACCUUAGCUCCUACUUUGAGAUUGUGGUGGUGCCAGCGGGGAAGACGCUGAGCGUGUGUUUGGCUAGGAAUUCACACACGGGUAGCUCAAGCCCCUUCAUUUCAGCCUUGGAGGUUAAGAGCUUGGAUGCUUCUUUGUAUAAAUCUACUGACUUUACCAAGUAUGCCCUUGUAACCGUUGCAAGGAAUGCUUUUGGAGCUGAAGAUAUCAUUAGUUCUCCAGAUGACAAAUUCAACCGAAUGUGGCAACCAUUUAAGGACGAUAAUCCUGUUGUGAAAACUCGUGCAAAUGUUACUCCUUCAGACUUUUGGAAUCUCCCUCCAGUUAGAGCAUUUAGUUCUGCAAUCACCACUAGUCGAGGGAAGGCACUUGAGAUUCAGUGGCCUCGUGCGUCCCUUCCAAGCACCUAUUACUACAUUUCCCUCUACUUUCAGGACAACAGAAAUCCAAGCCCUUACAGUUGGAGAGUUUUCGACGUUUCUAUUAAUGGCCACACCUUCUUUUCCAACCUUAAUGCCACAACUAACGGUGUCACUGUUUAUGCUGCACAAUGGCCACUCUCGGGGCAGACCAAACUUACGUUGACCCCUGGUAGUGGAAUACCUGUUGGACCUGUGAUCAAUGCUGGAGAAAUUUACCAGAUUCUACCUCUUGGUGGCCGAACUCGCACUAGAGAUGUAAUUGUAAUGGAAGAUUUGGCAAGAAGCCUUCAUAAUCCACCUGUUGAUUGGAACGGUGAUCCUUGUCUACCUAAGGGAAAUUCGUGGACUGGAGUCACGUGCUCUAGUGAUUUUCAUGCACGAGUCGUGACACUGAACUUGACAAAUGCUGGGUUGACUGGGUCACUUCCUCCAACUCUUGGCCAUCUAUCUGGACUUGCUCAUCUGUGGCUUGGGGGAAACAAACUCACAGGCAACAUUCCCGACUUGAGUGGACUGAAGGAGUUAGAAACUUUGCAUUUGGAGAAGAACAACUUUGAAGGAUCGCUUCCUUCAUCAACAGAGAAACUCCCAAAACUGCGUGAAAUUUCUUCCGAUUUUCAAAAGGCCAACACUAAGUGAAGUGAAAGCACAAUUUCAAGGUGGCAUUAGAGAUUCAUCGGUGAGAAUGAGCAUAAAGCCAUCGCAAAUUGGGCCAGAUUUGUAUGUGACUGGGGAGGCUUCAAUACAAUCGUAGUGUCAUGAUGGGAAGUGAAGAUUGACACAUAUAUACCAAUAUCCCAUUAUUUCUUUAUCGCGUUGGAAUUAUGGUUGUAUGCUUUUGUUGCUGCAAAUAUUAGAUGCAUGUGUAAUUGUACCAUGAUAUAUAUAUUGAGUAUAUAUGAUAGAAUAUGAUUGAAAGAAUCUAUUGAGUACAAAUAU
Messenger RNA from Cajanus cajan (pigeon pea), 1826 nucleotides. RefSeq names its product Leucine-rich repeat (LRR) family protein. The record is from RefSeq and is a predicted model, not a curated record. Gene Ontology annotation, molecular function: protein binding. NCBI's taxonomy places the organism in Eukaryota, Viridiplantae, Streptophyta, Magnoliopsida, Fabales, Fabaceae.